This is a messenger RNA of Silurus meridionalis, 3356 nucleotides long. RefSeq names its product caveolin 1 (gene cav1). Bases 101 to 643 code for a protein of 180 amino acids. NCBI's taxonomy places the organism in Eukaryota, Metazoa, Chordata, Actinopteri, Siluriformes, Siluridae. Gene Ontology annotation, cellular component: Golgi apparatus; cytoplasmic vesicle; perinuclear region of cytoplasm. Gene Ontology annotation, biological process: negative regulation of endothelial cell proliferation; caveola assembly; negative regulation of protein tyrosine kinase activity. Gene Ontology annotation, molecular function: protein kinase binding; transmembrane transporter binding; molecular adaptor activity. The record is from RefSeq and is a predicted model, not a curated record. The transcript is spliced from 3 exons.
GCUUCAUCUGUAAAGUCACUGUAUCUCCCAUACACACACACACACACACACACAGACACACACACACCCCUGUGCACUGUGCAGCGCGCGCGCGGGCAACAUGACCGGCGGUCCUGAAAACGUAGAACCCGAGGAAUACGUUCACUCACCGUUCAUCAGGAAACAGGGGAACAUAUACAAGCCCAAUAACAAAGAUAUGGAUAGCGACAGCAUCCGUGAGAAGACCUUGCAGGACCUGCACACCAAAGAGAUCGACCUGGUCAACCGGGACCCAAGACACUUAAACGAUCAUGUACUCAAGGUGGACUUUGAGGACGUGAUCGCGGAGCCUGGAGGCAUCUACAGCUUCGACGGCGUAUGGAAAGCCAGCUUCACUACGUUCACGGUCACCAAGUACUGGUUCUACCGGCUGCUGACGGCACUAGUGGGCAUCCCUCUGGCCCUGAUCUGGGGCAUCUUCUUCGCCAUCCUGUCCUUCCUGCACAUCUGGGCCGUGGUGCCGUGCCUGAAGAGCUACCUGAUCGAGAUCCACUGCUUCAGCCAGGUCUACUCCAUCUGCAUCCACACCCUCUUCGACCCGCUGUUUGAAGCCAUGGGGAAGUGCUUCAGCAACGUCCGCGUCACCACCACCAAGGUGGUGUAAGAGCGCAGGAUGUAAAGGAUGAGAUCUUCAAGACAGGGGUAGGGGGUUGGGAGCGUAUUUAGGGGGUCUGGGGGCAGGAUGAGUAGUGGCUGGAGUCUCAGAAUAAAGAUAUAAUAAGUUGAAUAAAUGAGAGAAAGAAAGAUACAGUAAGAAAAAAAAGCCCUUCAUGUUGAAGAGCAGACGUGAAAAAAAUAAUCGAGAGUCUCAGAUUUUUGUCUUCCUCUAAUCUGGGCUUCUUUAUAGAUCUCUGAAAUAUGAUUAGGGAUUUUAUUCUUUCGGGAUUUUGUUAUUUGUUGUUUAUCACCUAACAAGCUGCAGAGCGAUCAGCUUUGCAUUAAAUUUUUUUUGGCCCUCUUCAUUCAUGCUUGAUUUUGUUUCAUCACUUCAUUUUUUUAUGGUUCAUUCCUAAAUUUUUAACCUCUUACUCCAUGUCUGUCUUAUUAUAAUUCAUUGUGCAGGUUCUUUAAAGGUUCCCUUUUCAUGAAAUGCAGAGCCUAGGACAGGAAGACUUCCUUUCUUCAUUUUAAAACACUGGGGUCAUGUAAAAAAGGAAUAAAAAGAAUAAUAUUUUAUAUAUAUAUAUAUAUAUAUAUAUAUAUAUAUAUAUAUAUAUAUAUAUAUAUAUAUAUAUAUAUAUAUAUAUAUAUAUAUACAAUUUUUUUAUUAAAUUGUACACUCUUGCCAUGUCGUGAACACUGUCUAUGGCCUAACAGAUGAAAAAAUUGAUAGAAAAUAAUUAAAAUUAAAAUGGUGACGUUGGAAACUGCAUUUCUUUUAUUAUCGUUCUUGCUUUCUAACGAUAAUAUAUUUUUCUUUAUUUUACCAUAAAGUAAAUAGAAAAAUCACAUUCAGUUCCUCUGUUAUAUUUAUAGAAGUCCUUAAAGGCCAUGCAUUAUACAAUAUUAUUCUUUCUUCUUGUUUCGUAAGCUGUUCUAGAGGCAGCAUCAUUUAUAACAACACGUCCACAAAUAAUUAUGGUUAUUAUCCAUGAUGCUGCGAUCACCAAACAACUUUCGUUACGUCGAGAUCACGUGACAACAAGAAAGAGAACGAUAUCGUAAUGCAUGGACUUUUGGGACUUCCGUAGUUAUAAGCAAACUCGAUACAAAGAGGGUAAAAAUUUGGUGUCACUCAGUCAGUGCUUUUGUAAUUCUGGAACAAAGAUCCGUGUGCGUUACGUUUUUCGUACGUAUUUUAGUAUUUCAAACUCGCCUCAGUUUCUCACCAUCUUAUAUUGCGACAUUGAGUUCUUCAGGUUUGUUGCUCUUGAACCAACUGGAAGUAAAAAAACGGAUCAAGCAUUAGUUUGGAAUCCCUGCACAAAUUGUAGCUUAGCGGUUAAAUUCGGGAUCGGGAGGUUACGAGUUCAAAUCCCAGCACCACUAAGCUGCCACUGCUGGGCCCCUGGGCAAGGCCCUUAACCCUUAACUGCCCGUGUGGAUGCAGGUUAAGUCCUGCUACCUUUAGAUGAAAAUUUGAUGAUUUUAAUCAGACUAUCAGGUGUGGCCCUUGAUUGGUUGGAAUGAAAACCUGCACCCACACGGGCCCUUUGUGAAAAAGAUUUGACCCUACCUCCCUUUGACCCUACCCCCCCUAAGCGCCUUUUCUGCUUUUUUCUGCUUUCAAUAUUUGUAUGUUUCGUUUUACUAUUGCGAAUUAAAAAAAAAAACGAACGUAUGCAUGGACCCAAUAAGGAAAUCGUUUACGUUUUGCAUUUCUCCUGCAUUUUCUAAACCUAAAUCAACUCAAACGUGGGCGCAAUUUAUUUACAAAAUUCAAAAGCGUGAAUAAAGUACUUUUAUUAUGGAACCGAUUAGCAUUUUGAAUCCUGGCUCUUUCUAGGGUUCCGUACGCUUGUUGUUUAGUUUGCAAGAAAUUAUUAUUAUUUUUUUGUAAUGAUAAAAAAAUGUGGGCGUGUUCCUGCUGAUUUUUUCGAGACUGCCCAUGACACUGCAUGCCGCCACCUCUGUACCGACGAUCCAUACACGAGUGAAACGGUGGGCGUACGCUAACACGGGAGGCUGUACCCACUUCUGCAACACGUGCAAAUCCUUUAUCCUCUUUUCUUUUGCUUUUUAGUGACUUUUUAUUGGCAGAAUGACGCUGUGAUUAACAAUGAUUAACCGAAUCGAAACUUUUUUUUAGUGUCAUGGAAGGCUGAGCUUUUUUAACAUGAAAGCAUUGCUUUAGCAAAACAUCCACUAUCUGAUGAACAUGAAGUACUUUUUGUUUUAUUAUUUGUCUCUUUUCUUCCCCGCAAAAAAACUUAUUCUUGUUCAUAACACAUCAGUCAGCUGAGGUGCGUGACGUCAUGAUAUAGUCUGUAUGUCUGUAUAAAAAAAAAAAAGAUGCUUGGGGGGAAAAAAAAUCUGAAAAUUGCGAUAUUCUUGUUGCGUUUUGUUUUGUUCACUGUCGGACUCACACACUCGCAAAGACUAGCAACAAGCGAAAAACUUUCAGCCCCUUGGACUCCUGAUGAAAACGGGGCUUAAACUUAAUCUCUUUUCUACUGCCGUUGAGCUCACAGUUUUUAUUUUUCCCUUUGUUUUCGCCGUCUACCUGCUGUCUCCGAGGAUGGGAAAAUGUGUGAUGAAAUAAGCCUCUUGCCAUGCGAGAGAGAGCUGUGUCUUUUUUUUUUUUUUUUUACAUUCUAUCCCUGCUUUUUACUGUAAACCUCACGCCGUGCACAUUAAAAGAAAAAAACAUGAAAUGA